This is a messenger RNA of Cynoglossus semilaevis (tongue sole), 1152 nucleotides long. RefSeq names its product lipoyl(octanoyl) transferase 2 (gene lipt2). Gene Ontology annotation, molecular function: lipoyl(octanoyl) transferase activity. The record is from RefSeq and is a predicted model, not a curated record. Gene Ontology annotation, biological process: protein lipoylation. Bases 221 to 889 code for a protein of 222 amino acids. Lineage: Eukaryota; Metazoa; Chordata; Actinopteri; Pleuronectiformes; Cynoglossidae. The transcript is spliced from 4 exons.
UGCUUUAUGUAAUAAAACAGAUAAUUUGAAAGGUAUAUUUCAAAUUUAAAUAUCUUUCGUGUUCUUGUCACAAUUUUGGAUCGUUUAAUUUCUUUUCAGAAUUUGUAAGUUUAUUUUGAAUGCCACAAACAGGAAAUAGACCAUCUGACCCAGGAAACGAAAGACAACAAUGGCUGCGGUGUGAGAAGUUUUUUUGAGGAGUGUGUAUACCGAGGCUUGAAUGCACCGUGCCAAGCCAGUAGUGGAGGUGGUCCGUCUGGGCCUAAUCCCCUUUCAGGAGGCUCUGCAGGUGCAGCAGUUUUAUGUGAACAGGCACGAAUCUGGUUCAGCACAUGCACUGCUUCUGUGUCAGCACCCACCAGUCUACACCACUGGGAUCCGCCAAAGACCCUAUCCAGCCUCCGUUCUGGACCAGCUCCGCCUGCUGGGUGCUGAUGUGCAGCGGACCAAUCGUGGAGGUCUCAUCACCUUUCAUGGGCCAGGACAACUGGUUUGUUAUCCAAUCCUACACCUGGGUAGUUUUAAAAAGAGUGUUCGCUGGUACGUCUGUGAGCUAGAGAAAACCAUCAUGUCACUCUGCCAGAAGUUUGGCAUUGAAUCCUCCACGUCACCUCAUACUGGAGUUUGGGUUGCAGACAAGAAAAUAUGUGCCAUUGGAAUCCACUGCGGCCGCUACGUCACGUCUCAUGGUUUGGCUCUGAACUGCAAUACUAAUUUGACAUGGUUUAAUCACAUUGUACCUUGUGGCAUUGAAGGAAAAGGUGUAACUUCACUGAGUGCUGAGCUGCAAAGAGACAUCAGCAUGGAGGAAACCGUCCCACACUUCCUGGAUGCUUUCAAAGAGCAGUUCAACUGUGAACUGAAAGAGGGGGACAUAGGGGACAGCUAGUUGAAACAGAGGGUCGACUGAGGAGGUCCAUCCAUCCCAGCGUUAUAUAAAGAAAUGGAUGCAAAAGAGAAGUAGAUCACCAGUUUGUAAAAGUAAAAGCUUCUUAAAGUGAAAUUCAAUGUAAAAAGAAAGAUUCCACAAACUCCCUGAAAUUUUGGUGGUUCCUUGUAACUUUUAAUUUGAAAGGAACAUGAAAAUAUUUUUCAAUGACCAAAUUGUACCUUUGUGUGUUAAUUAUUUAAUAUUAAAGAAAUUGUAAUGAA